GUCAUUCCCUUUUCACUUUAUGAUCUUCCUGCCUUCUGGUUUAUUCUCUAUUCUCCAGGUUUUAUGGAUUUGGCACAUAAGCUCCUGUUCACAGCUUUGGUCAUUUUUGCAGCAGCCAUAGAUGGGACACAAGCAGCUGCCAUGGUUUCUGGGGCGGUCUUCUGUGACCAAUGUAAAGAUGGCCAGAGAUCCGUCUUCGAUUAUCCCCUUUCCGGAAUGAAGGUCACGGUUACAUGUUCUGAUGGUAACGCACAAGUGACAAUGUCAAGGGAAGAGAAAACAAAUGCAUUUGGAACCUAUGUGAUACGAUUCGAUGGAACGCCGGACUUAAGUAACUGUAAUGCACAGGUUUCUGGCAGUGGAGAAGGGGCACACGAUUGUGGUGCAACCGCUGGUCCUGCCCAAAAACUGAGACUCAUGUUCAGGAUGUUUGGCACGGAGAUGUUUGGGGUGGAUUCUUUGCUUUCUGAGCCUGCUCAGCCCAUGUCAUUCUGCCCAAAGUCAUCCAACCCUGUGCCUGCACCUGUAGUAACACCUACAAGGCCUCCUGGACCAGCACCGCCUACGGGUUCUCCUCCGACUAUCAGGCUGCCGCCUUUGCCACGAUUGCCUCCACUGCCACCAUUGCCUCCGAUGCCACCGUUGCCCUUCUCCGAAGCAUCGGCUUGUUCACAUCAGUACUGGACAAUGCCGGAGUACAAAUGCUACUGGAGGGUACUGAACCCCGAGUCGAAGGUUUCUCUUAUUUUCGGGCCACUUGCCGCAAGGAGGUAUGGGGCCGAUAUGACCCUACGGGAAAGCCUCAAAGGGCGAGGUGACCCAUACAAGACACUGCUGAGGGAAGCCACAACAGCCCUUCUCAACUCCUAUAACAGCCUUCAAUUCCCAUACAAUUCAGUUGGUGUAGUCACACAUACGAAUUGGGCACUUAUGGGUUCAACCAGAGGCGUCCUCAUCACUGGUUUACGGUUCAUAAGGGCUAAUUCCGGCACCGGCGGAAUCACCUGCAAGUUAACCCCUUGCAAAUGAUCUUAUGUUGCCUGAUUUUAUUUGUAGGCUUGUCGUUUUAUAUUUGUUUCUAUAGUUUUAUGGCUUGUAUGCCAUUUUCUUAUCAUUAAUCAUGUCCAGAAGAGGGAAGGUCUUAUUUACCUAUGUUCUGAGAAUAAAAUUGGAGUCCCCAACUUCAUACGA
Hibiscus syriacus is the source of this 1191-nucleotide messenger RNA. RefSeq lists its product as uncharacterized. The coding region runs from base 64 to 1029 and encodes 321 amino acids. The transcript has 3 exons. NCBI's taxonomy places the organism in Eukaryota, Viridiplantae, Streptophyta, Magnoliopsida, Malvales, Malvaceae. The record is from RefSeq and is a predicted model, not a curated record.